CUUUCUUAACAAAAUACUUUGCCACCAUCUUCUUCAUCAGUUUCGUAGUAAAACGAAGACCGAAAAAGGGCAGAAGAAAGGAACUAUUGGUAGUAUCAUCAAAUUCAAAACUCCUCCUUCCAUGGAGGCACACUCCCAAAACCCCAAUCCCAAUCCAAAUCCCCAAUCAAUGAGAGUUCUGAUUCGGCCAUCACCACCUCAAAUCCCACCUCCUUCUCCACCGCCUCUUCCGAACCCACCUGACCCUUCACCGCCUUCAACUUCUUCUCAAUCUUCCCCAAACGGGAUCGUUGUAGUUGGUUUCAUAGGCAAGCGCCGCGAUGACGUAACCCAACUCAUUAACCGAAUUAUUGACGCCAACGUAUUUGGGUCGGGGAAUUUGGACACCCCUUUUCGUUUCGGGAAGGAAGACUUAAUGAGCGAAGAGAUUCAGGAGUGGUUUAAGUUGAGGAGCAUCAGCUUUUAUUUCGAGGAGGAAAAGGGGAUUUUGUACUUGCAGUUUUCUUCGAUUAUGUGUCCUGUAAUGGAAGAGAGUUUGGAGUCUCGGCUGGGGUUUGAUUCUGGAUUUGAAGACUGCGAAUUCGGUGAUCUUCAAGGCUGGCUGUUUAUGUUCUCUGUUUGCCAUGUUGUAAUAUUAAUCCAGGAAGGUUCACACUUUGACACUCAAUUUCUGAAGAAGUUCCGAGUUUUGCAAUCUUCAAAGAAUGCUCUGUCUCCCUAUCUAAAGUCACACAUUGUACAGCCAUCAAACAUUCAUGUUUCAUCUUCUUUGAGGAUGCCCACUUCACUAGCAUCUUCUAAUAGUCCAUCUUCUGGGCGAAGCCGCAGCAUUUUAAAUCGUGGCGGUGGAUCAGUAAUACUCAUGUCUGGUUUAGGUUCAUACUCCUCUUUAUUGCCAGGACAAUGUAAUCCUGUCAUACUAUUUGUUUUCCUCGAUGAUUUUAUGGACGCAAAUUUUAACACUGGCAUAGGCCAGCAAGUGGAAGCUCCCACUUUAAGUCAGUUGAGUACAAAUAAUAUGGCUAGACCAAACUUGUCAACAAAAGGAUCAGGCUCAGUCGUUGUACUGGCACGCCCUGCUAAUAAAACUGAAGGUGGGUUCAGGAAGAAACUACAGUCAUCCCUUGAAGGACAAAUCCGUUUUUUAAUAAAGAAAUGUAGAGUAUUAUCCAGUUCUGAAACUGGUCAUGUAGGGUCAAGAAGUGGGGGUUUAUCAAGUUCAGCACCUUUGUUUUUGCUGGAUGCAUCAAAGGCUGUAGCACUUGUAGAUUCAUCUUCAAACAGUAGAGGGUCAUCUCUCGAGUUUGCUACUAGCCUCGUGGAAAAUGUUCUUGCUGGGAAGGCUACUUCAGAUUCUCUAUUGCUUGAGAGCAAUAGUGAGAGCACAAACAAGGAGGACAUACUUUCAGUGAAAGAAUUCAUUUCAAGGCAGUGUGACAUCCUGAGAGGAAGAGGAUCUAGCAGCAGUGGGCCUGCUGCUGGGGCUGGUAUGGUGGCUGUUGCAGCUGCUGCUGCUGCUGCCUCAGCUUCUUCUGGGAAGACAUUUUCGGCUCCUGACCUCCCUAGUUUGGAUUCUUGGAUAUCGUCAAGUCAACCUAUUCUUUAUGGAAUUCUUAAUGUGAAAGCUGGUAGCGAAGGUGAAACUGACUUCAGAAAAGAACAUCAGCAGAAUGUUAUUUUGCCAGCUGAUGAAGGGAUAUCCUCCAAAGUGGCUGAUUCAGCGAAAAUGGCAAUAUCAUUUUUGGAGAAUGGCAUGAACCUAAGCUCUAAGUUUUCUACUUUAUGGUGUGAAAAGGCCCUUCCAGUCGCCAGAGAACUUUAUCUCAAAGAACUGCCUCCUUGUUAUCCAUCGCCGCAGCAUAAAGCUCACUUGGAGAGAGCUUUAUUUGCUUUAAAGUCAAUGGUCAAAGGACCAGCUGUGCAACUUUAUCUGAAGAAACUGGAAGAAGAAUGCACAUCUAUUUGGAUGUCUGGAAGACAAUUAUGUGAUGCAGUUAGUCUGACAGGAAAACCAUGCAUGCAUAAAAGACAUGAUCUUGAAAGUGAUGCUUUGCUUUCAAGAGAUUCAAUCAAUCAACAUUCUAGUGGAUAUGUAUUUCUUCAUGCUUGUGCCUGUGGUCGUUCUAGACAACUACGGUCAGAUCCAUUUGACUUUGAAACGGCCAAUAUUACUUUUAAUGUUUUUCCUGAGUGUGACAAGCUUCUUCCAGCACUAGAAGUUCCACAGAAUGGUGCUAGUGGUCCUAUUAAACCUUCCUGUUGGAGUUUGGUAAGAAUUGGUGGUGCAAAGUAUUAUAAUCCUGCGAAAGGUCUACUCCAGAGUGGCUUUGUAGCAACUCAGAAGUUUCUUCUGAAAUGGACUAUUUUUCUUGGGAAAUACAAUACAGUCAAUGACUCAUCUUUGAAUGGUUUGACAGAAGGUUUUCCAAUGAAAAUUGUUGGAAGUAACAAAGGUGAAUUUGUUGCUGAAAAGGACACGAAGAAGACAGAUGAUACACAUCAAUCACAUGUGCCAAGUGAAGUUGAUAGUCAAAACAGGAGAUCAUUAGUAACCAUGAAAGCUGAUGACCAAAUAGCUAGUUCUGGUAGGAGAAUUUCCAGCUCAACCAUGAAAAAGCCUUUUUCUGAGGUUGUUGCUGGAUCAGCUGGAACGAAUUCUGCAUUUCCUCCACUUCAAACCAGAAAACCUGUUAUGGUUGCAGAAAAGGGUAUUAAGCAACAUGGUGUAAAAGAAAAUGGUUCAGAAAUGAACCUGGCCACUAGACAAGGAUCACAAAAGGUUCAUGAUAAUGAUGGUAAUCGUGUUCAUGCAGCUAACGGGGGGGCAGUCUCUGUCAAGGGCAUGACUAAUGUUGACCCAGUUUUAAAGAUAGAUAAUGAUGGAGACCCUGUUAAUAUGAUUUUUAGAGGCAUGACAAAAGGAUUCACAUCUCCAAAGCAUGUGGUUAUGUAUGUUGGAUUUGAGCAUGAAUGUCCCAAUGGACACCGGUUUAUAUUGAGCCCAGAUCAUCUUAAAGAUCUUGGUUCAUCUUAUGCAGCGCCUGAAGAAUCUCCUGUUUCUUUACCCAUUGAUAACUCAGACCAUAAGGCAGCAGAUUCGGCUAAGUUUAGUAAAAAUGGUGGUUUCAAGAACCGCAAGCAGUCUAAUGGAACAAAUAAUGCUGUUGUUCGCACUAUGAAUAUUCUGGAAGACUCGAAAGUGAGAGAACAAACUCCCAGUGAAAAAGUUUCUUCCUCCGUGAUGGAUCUUGGUGGAAAACUUGAAUCUGUUAAUGUAGAUGAAGGCAGUGCUUUGUCCUUGUUGAAUAGGAAUCUGCCAAUUUAUAUGAACUGCCCACAUUGUAGGGCGUCAAGGAGGAAAAAAGAUUCAGGAAAUGUUAAAUUCGCAGGCAGUAUAUCACAGCUUCAGAGGAUUUUUUUGGUCACACCUGCCUUUCCUGUUGUUUUAGCUGCUUGCCCAGUUGUACAGUUUGAGGAGUCAUGCCUGCCUUCAGCAGUUCCUGAUCACAACCAAAAGCUUCAAUUUGGCCUUGGCUGCCAGGUGAUUUUGCCACCGGAAAGUUUUCUUUCACUUAGGCUUCCUUUUGUUUAUGGCAUAGAAUUGGAGGAUGGAAAACUACACCCUCUAACACCUUUGGGGGAUCAACCACAUUUGACUGCUUGGAUUAAUAAAGGCACCACAUUGCAAAUUUUGUCGGAGGGAAGUGGGUUUAAACAAGGAUCUUCUACGUAAUGAUAUUUCACGUGAAAAGCAAUUUGGUUAACGUUGUGGUUUCCGGAGGCGGAUUGUUUAACCAACCUGGCAUCUGGUAAAGACUUACCUCAUAUGCCCUAUUGGACUUGUAGUUUGGGCCUUUACUUUUAUUUCUAUUUUUAAUCGUCAGGUUCUCCUUUCUUGUACUUGACCAUCUAGAACCAACAUAUGUUGGAAAAAACAAGUAGUUUGAAUUUUGUCAAAUUUGGAACUUUGAUCCAUGUUUUCGCUCCCUUUCCAUUAGAAAAAACCUCAGUACUCAUUGAUUUGGUGAUAGUCCCUUUAGUAUUUUUGUUGAAUUUUCUGUCAGUCUAGGCUUUAGAUAAGUCUUGCUUAACAAAAGAUGGCUUAUGCUUGGUUUUCCUUAUAUCUGACUAUAAGCCAUUGGGUGGUCUUGUAAAGGUUAGAUGGAUAGCUUAAGCUCUUGUCUUUAUUUGUAAGUAUUGGUUAAUGCUAAAGGUGCUUCAGCUAAUUGUAGAAGUUGGCAUUUUGCGACUAAGCUAUUAUUAUUGUUCUUAUGGGCAGGUUCAAAGUUGGGAUGGGGUUCCCAAGUGGCUGUACUCAGUUUUUUUGUCUUGGAUAUCUGGAGGUUUCUGAGUAAGGCUCAUGGUAUGGCUACUUAUUGGAAAAUUUAAUGUCUCUUGAUCCAUAUUGCAAAUAGGGAUUGCGAUGGUUCCUUUUAUUGCAGUAGGCAGUAGCCAAUUCUUUUUCAUGCCGUUUCUCUAUUACAAAUGGAAAAGGUUCAGGUGAAUCAUCCAACACCUACUGAAAAGUGAAUACAGCUUUAGUUGUGGCCUAGAACUGGACCUCUCAGUCAACAGUCCAUAAUCAGGAUCUAUACGAAAUUUCUCUUUAGUUGAUUGGUUUCAAUUGGUGUUUAAUAGUGAUCAUCAAUAACCCAUUUUUUGUUUACUGUCAGUAACCAGUAGCCAUCGUUGCUCUUUCAGUAGAGAUCUGAGAGUUCGGUAUAUUAGGCAAUUACAAAACUGAGCCAGUUGUGGUUCAUUAGUACUAAGCUAAAACAUCUUUCUCUGCAGUUGAUGAAGCAUCAAUCUAAGGUGGGGCGAGGAUGGUACUGCAUGGUUAGUUAUCUCGUCACCUUGUGUCUUUUGGGAUAAUCAGUUGAAUCGAAGCAGUUUCAAAUCUGAUAUUUUGCCGGAACGAGUUCAACCUGCAGUGUCAUCAUAGAAUGUUGAGCAUCGUUGCCCGUCUGACACACAUGAUGGAUGGGAUAGAUUAUCCUCAGCGUGGGGAGUGGCACCUGCCUCGGAGACAUUCUCCGUCAAGAAUGUGUUGUCUUUGAAAGGUGAAUGUAGAAAGGAGAAAUCAAUGCUCAUUGGAACAGUUUGCUAGGUGGCCUAAAAUUCAGAAGAGUGACGAACUUCUUGAAUUGAUGGUCGAACUUUGAAGAAGGCUUAAUUGAUCUUAUAUAUAGUUUAGUUAUUAAAGGGUCAUCAAUUUAAUUGAUCUGUCCCGGACAAUUAAACAUCAGAAACUAAUGUUUGGUCGAACGAAACGUGGCUUAGUUAUGUACUGUAUUGCAUUUUUAUUUUAUUUCUUUCCAGUUGACAACGCAACAACGUGAAACAUGUCGAAACUCGUUUCUGGACUUGCUUAAUACUACUACCUUCCAUCAUUAAUAGUAU
This is a messenger RNA of Oldenlandia corymbosa var. corymbosa, 5400 nucleotides long. The record is from the annotation of a GenBank genome assembly. Lineage: Eukaryota; Viridiplantae; Streptophyta; Magnoliopsida; Gentianales; Rubiaceae.